Drosophila guanche is the source of this 219-nucleotide messenger RNA. RefSeq names its product ELMO domain-containing protein C. Bases 1 to 219 code for a protein of 72 amino acids. The record is from RefSeq and is a predicted model, not a curated record. NCBI's taxonomy places the organism in Eukaryota, Metazoa, Arthropoda, Insecta, Diptera, Drosophilidae. The transcript has a single exon.
AUGAGGCCGCUGAAGUUACUCCACGUGUUGCCGCUCCUGCUGCUGUUGCUGGCACUGCUGGUGGGUGCAGCGCCCAUUGGGGAGCAUGUGGAUCAUGCUGGCUGCAUUCGGAUAACGAUUGUGAAGCGGCCACUGGCGACGGCAGCGACCACCACAACGACAACGACGACGACCACCACCACAACGACAACGGCAGCUACCACAGUGGCCACUGGCUGA